CAUGGAUAGAACACCUUUGCCGACAAUGCUGCUCGACCUAUUAUCUCCUCCUUAUGUUCUUCUUCUUCUUCUACCCGUCGUCUUCUUCAUCCACAAACGUAUUACUUCUCGGUACGCGAAAAGGCGACCUCUUCCUCCAGGUCCGAGGCCAUGGCCUAUCAUAGGCAACAUUCAUCAAAUUGGGAAAAAACUUCAUAUCUCCCUUACUCAUUUUUCCAAACUUCAUGGCCCUCUCAUUUCGCUAAGGCUUGGCACGCGAGUCGUCGUUGUCGCCUCUUCUCCUAUGGCUGCAAAAGCAAUUCUGAAAACUCAUGAUGGUUUGCUUUCGGCUAGAAGUAUACAAACAGCACUACCCUAUAAGGUCUAUGAAAUAGACCGCGUAGCGAUUAUUUUGGCGCCCACUUGCAAUGAUAAAUGGAGGUCCUUGCGAACCUUGUGCAGGACCGAGCUUUUCUCCGCCAAAGCCAUCGAAUCGCAGGCUGCAAUGAGGGAGGAGAAAUUGAGAGAGAUGGUGGAGUUUAUUAGUAGAAAGCAAGGGCAAGUUGUGAAUCUCAGUGAAGUUGUAUUCACUUGUGUUUUUAACAUAAUUUGUAAUCUUUUAUUCUCUAAGGACUUGCUUAGUUAUGAAGAUGAAGGUAGGAGUAGCGUACUGAAAAAGGUAGUAUCAAGACUGUUUUAUCUGUUCGUUGCUCCGAAUAUAUCCGAUUUUUAUCCGAUAUUAGCUCGGUUAGAUCCUCAAGGUAUGCAAAAGAAGUUGACAGACUGCUUGAAAGAAAUCUUUGCAGCCUGGGAAAAUCAUGUCAAGGAAAGAAAAGAAACCUAUAGUCAUGGCUCUACCACAGCUGAUUUCUUGGAUGUUUUUUUAGCUAAUGGUUUUGAUGAUAAUCAGAUCAAUUGGCUGGCCAUUGAAUUGUUGCUUGCAGGGGCAGAUACUACUAGCACAACAGUGGAAUGGGCAAUGACUGAAUUGCUUAAGAACAAACAAAUCAUGCAAACAGCUCGGGACGAGGUGGAUCGAGAAACAAAAACGAACUCAGUUAAAGAAUCUGAUAUUUCUAAAUUUGAAUAUCUAAACGCCUGUCUAAAGGAAACUAUGAGAUUGCACCCUCCUAUUGGAUUCCUCGGCCAUCACGCUCCAGAAACGUGCGAAGUUAUGAAUUAUACAGUUCCGAAAGACGCUCAGGUAUUGGUAAAUAUAUACGCGAUUGGGCGGGAUCCCUCGGUCUGGGAGGAACCGUUACUGUUUAAUCCAAGCAGGUUUUUGGGAUCAAAUGUAGACUUCAAAGGGAAUGAUUUUGAGCUAAUACCGUUCGGAUCAGGACGAAGAAUUUGUGCUGGAAUGCCAAUGGCUGCAAGACAACUUCACUUGAUCUUGGCCACUUUAAUACAUCAGUUUGAUUGGUCUCUUCCAGAUGGUGAGGACUUUGCCGAGUUAGACAUGUCUGAGAAGUUUGGUUUAACAUUGCAGAAGGAACAACCUCUGCUUCUUGUUCCCACUAGACGAAGAAUAUAAUAAGUUUCAAGAUUUGCAUUGUUUUUUCUUCUAAUAAAAUAUCUGGUCAGAAAAAUACUUGUAAGGAACCCUAAAAAACUGCCCAUGAAGUUCUUUAUAAGUGUGCAUGGUGCUGCAAUCUGAUCUUGUCUGCGAGUUUAAUUCUACUUUUGCCGUUGUAAUCUCUUUAUAUAUACGUGUGUGUUUGUGAACAAA
Mercurialis annua (annual mercury) is the source of this 1708-nucleotide messenger RNA. RefSeq names its product probable (S)-N-methylcoclaurine 3'-hydroxylase isozyme 2. Lineage: Eukaryota; Viridiplantae; Streptophyta; Magnoliopsida; Malpighiales; Euphorbiaceae. The record is from RefSeq and is a predicted model, not a curated record. The coding region runs from base 2 to 1513 and encodes 503 amino acids. Gene Ontology annotation, molecular function: iron ion binding; oxidoreductase activity, acting on paired donors, with incorporation or reduction of molecular oxygen; heme binding. The transcript has 2 exons.